This is a messenger RNA of Rhopalosiphum maidis (corn leaf aphid), 6040 nucleotides long. RefSeq names its product serine-rich adhesin for platelets-like. NCBI's taxonomy places the organism in Eukaryota, Metazoa, Arthropoda, Insecta, Hemiptera, Aphididae. The record is from RefSeq and is a predicted model, not a curated record. The transcript is spliced from 8 exons. The coding region runs from base 1043 to 5659 and encodes 1538 amino acids.
AAUAUAUGCUAUUACAACGGCGAUAUAAUAAAUUAUUCGUCGUGCGACUCGAUCGCGAGACCAUUAACUAUAUAUUAUAUCUAACACAUGACUUUGGAAUUUUUUUUGUUGUUUUUCGUGUGUUCGUUUUGGAGGCCGUUUGAAAUUUUUUGGCACGGCCGCCGCAGACCGUUAAUAAUAAUUUAGUAUAAAAUAAUUGCGAAUCCGCGCUCGUUUGUCGGGUCACGCGAAUCCGACACCGAUCGUGCAGCGAAAUCGCGGUUUUCGACACUUAUUUUUAUUUUUUUAUUUUUUUCGUUCAACGCACUUUUUUUUUAAGACGUUUUUUUAUUAGUUUUAUUUAUUAAUUCGAUUUACGUGCCGAUUGCAGCAGUCCGUCAUUAAUAUAAUAUUAUUAUCGUCUUGAUUUUCAGCGGAUCAGAAUUCUCCGGAGUUUUACUUCAAUAUUUAUAUUAUAUAUAAUAUAUUAAUUAUAUUAUAGCAUUUUAUACGAAAAUAAUAAUUAUCGUGUUUUAAUUGAUCUGUUUAAUUUAUUUAUAUCAUUUCUGACCGAUGUUUGUGUUUCAGGUGUAUAGAACGGAAAACUGCACGACUUGUUUUUUCAAAUAACCAAGCUGUAUUGUGUAGCUGCCGCUGGCUUUUCGUCGUAUAAUAAAUCACACACACGUUAAUAUACAUAACAUAAUAUUAUAUAUUAUAUAUAUAUAAUAUUAUUAUAUAGUGCACCAAUUCUACACGCUGUCGUACAAUAUUUGUGGAAAUCACUCGCAGAGCAGAUUUGAUAUACAAUUAUUAUUUUAUUCGCUAAACUAUAUUUAUUAUUACUAUUAUUAUUAUUUUAAGCUAUUAUUUAUCGUAUUCGUAGUUGUUUUUCAUUUUAUACAUAUUAUUAUUAAUAUUAUUGUUUAGUUUCGUAUUUAUUUAAUAGCGAUUGACAUUCGUCUGCAACACGGUUCACACGCCGUUACUCGUAGGUCUUAUGUUUUUUCAACGAAAACGUUUUGUUUCUGAUUCAGCUGCUGUAUAAUCAGCGGUCUCGGCGAUGGCGGACCAACAGCAGGAACAGUACGAGGAGCAGCACAGACGGUGGUACGCCGAGUGGGUCCGCAAACAGUACGACGGGCCGGGCUGCCGAGCGAAGAUAGUCGGCCGGGCCAAGUAUGAGCAAAUUGUGCGCGCGGUCAGGGGCGAGUUGCGGCGCGCGGCGGACAACUCAAAGUUCCGGUUCUGGGUGCGGGCCAAGGGGUUUCGGAUGGGAAGACCGACGUCGUCGGGCGCGGCGGCACAAGCGGACGACUCGGACGUUUUGUACGUGGUAGAUACCAGGAACGGCGGUACGGCGGUCGCGGCAACGAUGCAGACGGGUAGCGGGUCCAGGCAGCAGCAGCAACAGCAGCAGCACUUCAGCUACAAGAAGGUGGCUGUGGUCGACGAGUUCUUCGACAUAAUAUACAGAGUGCACUGCAGCGGAGGAGGUGUUUCGGCGCGACACUCGGGACAAAAGCGUACGCACCGGAUGAUUAUGGAAACGUACGCUUUUCUACCAAGGGAGGCAGUGACCGCGUUCUUGAUGGGAUGUCCUCAGUGCAGCACUAGUAAUCCUACAUCGGCGUCUACCGUCGACGCAUCGGUUGAAAGUGCACACCAGACUCCACUUGCCGUUACCAACGUUGAUUUUUUUCACUGCGUUAACGUAGAGCAAUGGUCGUCAUCGAAGUUCGCAUGUUCCACUCCGGUAAAACAGAACGAGGAAAAUAGCAGCGCCACAAAACCUAAUUCUGCCGGUGGUACGCACUCAAUUGUCGCCACUGAAAUAGCCAUGGGGGCUGACAAGGAGAACGUUACGGAUAACGAAUGUCAAAUUGCUGUGGUCGCAACAACGAAGCGUGGUAAUAAACGUAAACGCACGGUUCCGUUGAAGCGUAACGUUCGACAGCCUUGCCAAGUCAUAGAAGUCCCCACCGUCGCUACUUCUACACCUGGUAACUCGAGCUCGGGCAGUAGCACUUUGAAAAAUAGUAGUAAUAGCAGCUGCACGCUAAUAUUGUCGUCAUCGUCAUCGUCGUUGUCCUCUCGUACGGAAACGGGUAGUGGAGUCAGUAGAUCGAGUGGUGGUUGGUGGUCGAAAUGGGGAGUGUGCAGUAACGGCAGCAGAUUAAGCGUGAGUGUGGGUGGUAGUGAUUUUAGUAGUGUCAACAGUAACAUGCAACCAUUAGACUUAUCUUCGUCACCACUAUUAACAGUUUCCCCUAGGCAAACGACUAUCCGAUCGUCGUCAUCUCCGUCUGUUGUUGCAGAUGACUUUUUUUACAAACGUAAACGCGUACGGCGUCGACGUAUUCGGCCAAAACGUUUGAACCGGUCGUCAUUAGGACGUCGUGGAGGUAAUUAUGGAGAGGGUGACACGUCGAUGAGUGAUCGUGAUGGUGAUUAUGAAGUGGUUAGAAAUAGUUAUAGAGACAGUGGUAAUGAUGAUGUUAGUAGUUGUGUUAACGAAGAUGCUGAUGGAAGUAUUACAGACGAACAACAUAACGCGAUGAUAGUAAAAAAAGUUGGUGGCGGUGAGAUAGAUGAGGAAUAUGAAGGUCCUAAACCGGCUAAAAUACAAAGAAGACUGGGUGAAGGAAUGGGUGAUCGUAAAAAUAACAAUAACGAUGACGAUUUCUAUGAUAAAGCGGCAUCUGUGGUGACUGUGGCCGUAAAAACAACGGUGGCGGCUAUAAACUGUUGUGAUGGUGACCACGGUCAAAAAAUUGCCGAGGACGCUUUAUCGAGGAACAUCGUGAUGAAAGGAUCACCAGAAGUACAAGAAGAAUUCACUGAAAUCGACAGAACUGAAGUGGAUGAAUCAGACGAAAACCAGGAAAAGAGUGCAGCAUUGCAUUCACCUAUAAACAAACGGAUUAAUGGCACUGGCCACCAUCCUUAUAAUAUGCAUCACACAUCCAGGAGUAUUAUGAAUGGUCUUGCAACGUCUUCAUCACCAUCUUCACUAUCGAAGUCGUUAGACACAAUUACUACCAGCAGUAACAGUCAUCAUAAUUUCCACCGGCAUUGGUUAGACAUGGCAAACGAUUCUGUCAAUAACAGUAAUAUGAUGGACGUGGACGGAUCGGCGGAUGACAACUCCAUGGCAGCCGCCGCAGCAGCAGCUGCUGCUGCUCUGCUAUUUAGCCCUCCAUCGUCAGUCGGCAGUGGUAUAUCACCCGGUGGACCAUUGUCAUCCUUACACCCCAAUUCGCAUCUUGCACAUCACCACGCUUUGUCACCACUAGCACCACUCGCACUGCCGCCUCAUUCGGCUGCGGGUAUCGGGUUGACACCUGCGCAUCACCAUCAUCACCAACACAUCCAACAACAACUACAGCAGUAUGCAGCGGCCGCUGUUGCCGCAGCCACCGCAGCAGCCGCGGCCGCAGCUGCAGCAUCUUCGGCUGGUGAUUCGACAUCACCGCCUCCAAAUUUGCCACUAUCUUUGCCUCCAAUGGCCCAUCACUACAACCAAAACAAUAACAUCAGUGGUACAAAUAAACGUCGAAGUACCAGUGGAACAGGAUUGACGGUACAACAACAGCUUUAUCGCAGAAGUGGUACUCCUACGUCCUCCACUACAUCAUCGCCUUCACCAAGACUAUUGAAUUCCAAAAAUGACGCUGAUACAACUACAAGUAGUACUGGUUUGCAUGAAAACAGCAGCUUUUCGACAUCUGGACUCCCAACAACUACGACAACUGUACUCUGGCCACCUUUGGGCCUUCUCACUGCAGCGCACCAGCAACAUCAUCACAGUAUGUCAUCACCUCCAAAAUUUCAGCAACUAUUUGGUUCAUCGGUUAACUCUCUGGCCACAGUUACAGCUGGAUCACAAGUCCUACCAUCAUUGCCACCACCACCAAUUUCAUCGCCUUCAUCUUCAUAUCGACUUCCAUCCAAAGAAACAAAUGGUAUGGCAGUGACUACUACUAACGGUAUUGUUACUGGCAACGAUGUUGGAAUUGGAACUGGUACUGAGAAUACAAUGAACGCAGACGAAGAUGACACGGCAAUUGACGAUGAGGAAGAUGAAGAAGACGAAGAAGACGAAGAAGAAGAAGAGGAGGACCUUGAUGAUGACGAUAUCGAGGAAGGUGAAGAAGAUGCUGAUGAAGAAGAAGGAGAAAGGAAUGCAGAUGGUGGUGAUGGAAAUGGUGCACAAACUCGGCGAUUACGCAGGCAACAAGUCAGACGUUUACGACAACUACAGCGUGCUGCCAAUGGAAAUAACAAUGCAAAUGAUGGCACUGAUUCUGGCAUUACUACAAGCUACCGCCAACACUGGCAACAGCCUUCAACUACCACAACUUCUGCCAGUUCUCUAUCACAGCAGCAACAUCAACAUUCCGUUGGAUCAUCUUCUCAACAUCAUAUUGAUCCGGAACGUUUAAAAGCAUUCAACAUGUUCGUCCGGUUGUUUGUGGAUGAAAAUUUAGAUAGACAAGUGCCUAUUAGCAGACAACCUAAAGAUAAGGUACAGGCAAUUAUUGACUCGUGUGGACGACAGUUUCCUGAACUUUCAGAUAGGUCGCGUAAGCGUAUCAGAACCUAUUUGAAAUCAUGUCGUCGUAAUAAGCGAAACACGCCACAAUCUGGAGGUGUUGUUUCAUCGUCACCUCCUCCACCCACUAAUCCAUGGCCAGCAAAUGGUUCCUCUUCUGAUCCAACAGUGCAACCGAGACCCACUCCAGCACAUUUAACAAGUGCCCAGGCUGAAACUAUACUAGCAGUGGCUUGUCAACGAGAGUCGGAUAAUGCCCGACGAAUGCGUCUUGGUCUUGAACCCGUUGCACAGCCUUAUCCGUAUUCGGUUGCUUCAACAUCGGCAUCUAAUGUAUUUCAACAACCUUCUGGUACUCUACUAUUAAACCAAAAUGGAAGUGGUGGUGCCACAUUGCAAAUGUCAUCGACGUCAUCGGACGAAGACGCAGGUGUAGGUGAUAGCAGUUUUGAAAAAACGUCCUCUAAUGCCAUAGAAGCUGACACUGAGCAUCGCAAUGGAAAUGACGAAGCAGAAAACCGCGAUGGUUGCGACCGUCGAGAAGUUAACGAAUCUGUUGAAGGAGGUUCCGGUGGCGAUUCGUCAAACAUUAACACUGUUAAUGACGAAUUGAACUUGUCAAAUGUGACUGGUGGAGCUAGUGUUACAUCUUCAUCUCCUAAUAAUAAUGAAACAACUGGACCGACUGACCUGAGUGUUAAUAAAUCUUCUUCUGCUACCACUCACAGUAUGGGUACUAGUACUAUCGCUCCUAUUCCUCCACCACCAACAGGAGGAGGAUAUAUGAGCGGUGCUGGUUUUAGAGGUCUCUCCACGUCGACAUCAACUACGACAGUCAACCAUCGUCGAAUCAGCAGUAACAACUCGUCCUCAGCUACUGGUAUGCUGCAACUGUUUCCAACCAUGAACACGACACCCAGUAUCUCCAGUGGCAAUACACCCACGCUUCCAAUACAGCCAUCGAUGCUUAACCAAACUACAGCACCAGUGCAACCGAGCAGUAAACUUUUGAACAAAGCUGACGUGGUAACUGUAAGGCAGCUCAUAGCUGGCUACAGGGAAUCAGCGGCUUUCCUAUUGCGUUCUGCUGAUGAAUUAGAACAUCUUUUGUUAUUACGAGGAUAAUUUCGAUUACAAAAUCUGUAGAAUAGUCAAAAAACGUGUUAAUUUUUUUUUUUUUUUAAUACCUCUGUUUUUGUGUAAAGUACAAACAUUUUUUUAACUAAUUUGUGAUUUUUAUUAUUAAUUUUUUUUUUUUGUUUGUGUGUGUUUGUGUGUGUGCACAAAGCACAGUCGAAAUUCUAUUGCUGUACGUAGUGUACGAUUUGUUAUUGCCUCUUCAUUAAUUAAAAUAUUAAUGAAGAGGAGGAUGACAUAGAGUGUACCUACGACACACAAUAGGAUUUUUGAUAUGCGCUAAUCAUAUUAUAUUGUUAUUGGAGUAAAAAAUAAACGUAACAUAUGUAUAGUAUUACAUAGUAUUAUGACUACUAUUAUAUAUUAUUA